Racocetra persica is the source of this 281-nucleotide messenger RNA. NCBI's taxonomy places the organism in Eukaryota, Fungi, Glomeromycota, Glomeromycetes, Diversisporales, Gigasporaceae. The record is from the annotation of a GenBank genome assembly.
UUUUGAGUUCACAAGAGAGUUUAUCAGAUGGAAGUCAGUUUAAUAAUGAUAAUUUUGACUUUACAGCUUCGUAUGAGUUGAAUAGCACUUCAAAUAUAUUGAGUAGAAGUGACCAUCUUAUUAAUGACGAUUUUAGCUCUACUGCUUCACAUACAUUGAAUAGUGCUUCAGAUAUAUUGAGUAGCAGUGAUCAACUUAUUAAUGAUGAUUUCAAAUACAGUUUUUCUACAACUUCAGAUGCAUCGAGUAGCACCUCAGACACGAUAAGUACUAGUGACUAA